UACCGAUCUUGCAUCCGAAAUCGACAUCGAUGAAUCCGAAUAUAGACGGGAACUUCUCAACGAUAAAUGGCGGAUGCUGUUUGAUAAGUUUGAUCCGGAGGGUUUUGGCGAAAUACCAGUCGAGGAUUUUUUUGUGGCGCUGAAAAGUCCCGAAUGGAAAGCCGAGAUACCGCUGAAUAAACGGGAUAUUCUCCUCACCAGGGCAAAGGAAUCACGUGUUCAUGCGGUGACGUUUCAGGAUUUCGUCAAUGUGAUGAGUGGCAAACGAACGAGGAGUUUCAAAUGCGCGGUUCACCAUCGUGACCGUGAGGUUUGCUCGGAAAACGAUUUUCACCUGCUCGUGCACGAGCCCCCGCUUUUUCGCAGGAUGGUCCGCAUGAUCGGCGACGAAUUCCUUACGGAGGAAAGGGACCGGAAGUACUACGCCGACCAUUACACGUGCUGCCCGCCGCCUCUCUUCAUCAUCCUCAUCACCCUUGUGGAGCUGGGUUUCUUCACAUAUUAUACAGUAGCGAUGGGAGAGGUAAAUCCUUCUGGGCCGGUACCAAUCGAUAGUGUCUUCAUUUACAGACCGGACAAACGUCUCGAACUUUGGAGGUUCGCAUUCUACAUGUUCCUUCACGCAGGGUGGCUUCAUCUGCUAUUUAACCUAGGAGUGCAGGUGGUCGUGGGACUUCCCUUGGAAAUGGUUCAUGGAAGUCUGAGAAUCGCGGCGGUCUAUAUGGCUGGAGUCCUUGCUGGUUCUCUGGGUACAUCGGUGUUCGACACAGACGUGUAUCUCGUGGGGGCCAGCGGGGGUGUUUACGCUUUGCUCGCGGCUCAUCUAGCCAACGUCCUCCUCAACUACAACAACAUGGAGUUUGGCAUAGUGCGGCUAAUAGGCAUCUUCGUAAUCGCGAGCGCCGACGUAGGAUUUGCCAUCUACGAUAGGUACGCGGCUGAACAAAUGGGACCACCUGUUUCGUACGUGGCGCAUCUAACCGGCGCGUUGGCGGGCUUGACGAUCGGCCUUCUGGUGCUGAAGAAUUUCGAGCAACGGCUUCACGAACAGCUGCUGUGGUGGGUGGCGUUGGGCGUGUACGCGGCUUGCACGAUCUUCGCGGUUAUGUACAAUCUCAUGCAUCCGGAUUAUCCAUGACGUGAGGUCAGCUUCGCGUACGGGCAACCCCGGAACACGUAACGCGAAGCUGAACAACGCUGAACCACGAUGAAACAGAAGGGAAGAACGGCUGGUGAUAGAGUGGCAAGAAGACGGGGAAUGUGAUCUUGAGAAAUCCCGAUUAAACGAUUGUUAAUGGGUGCGUCUUUCGAUACGUUCCAUGAAAAAGUGAAACGAAAGAGACUGGACAUGUACGGAGAACGCGAGAUGGAUACCGCAACGAUGAUGCAAAUAGUUUCGGUUAGCAAAGAUCGGCGAACGAGACGAAAGGAUCGAGUUUGGCAAGGAAAAGUUUAUAGAAAUUAUAUCCGUGCGAAAGGAAAUCCUGGACAACUUUGCGAACGUCUCUUAAAUAUUUCUAAAAGAGAGGAAACGAUAGCGAUAGGAAAUGUAUCGAUCGAAAGUGUUAAGAAAAAGGAAGAACAGAAGGAACGUAGAAAAGGUAGAGAUUGGGAAGCAUCGAUUUUCAAAGAAUUUCUCGAAAAGGUGAACGAUCAGUGACCAUAACUGAACGAGGAGGUGAUAGUUAAAAUCUCGAUAGCAGGAAGCAACGAACGAGAAGCGAGAAACUCCGAAGAGAAGGCUUGAGAAAAGGUAUUUGGGCCGCGCGUGUACAACCUAAAAAUUGGUCUCUUUCCUUCGAGUGCUAGCAUUUUCUACUUUCCCGGUGAAAAGCCAAAGAUUUCAGAUACCUCUGGGAGUCCGUUUUCGGGGUCCCGUGUUUGCGCGAGAGUCGCAGCGAAAUGCAACGAAACGCUAGCGGUCGAAGCGCCGGAAAAAGCCUGGUAAAAAUGAUCUUUAUGGUUCCGGGGCGACCCGGUAGCUCCAACGAAUUUCGUAGAAACCAAAGAAACCGUACGGAACAACGUCUUUCGACGAGGAUCGCCAAGGGUUGGAAAGACUCGAAAUUGGUUCCUAGAAGGGGCGAAAACGAAGCUCGCCAUUCGUUAAUCCAGUUUCCACGAAUGUGUUCCUCCGAUACCGUAAACGCGUGUGUCAGGCUGACCGUUGGGAAACGAGGAAAGUCCACUUAUUCGAACGUUCCUCGAUGGUGCACGAUCAAACGAGUCCAGCCAAAAAGUUACGAACGAAGCGGAACGCAGCGUUCGUCGCGAAAUAUUCACCGAUGGUGUUAUUCCGAUCGCGCGAGCGGUUGGUUCGCGCCUAAUCUGUAUACCACUGAACUGUAAAUAAUACUUGUACAUAGUUGAAACGACGGAGGCGCGCGCGCCUGUGUGUGUAUGCGUGCGUGUGAAUGAGUGUGACAAUCAAGAGGGGACAACGGAAUACAAUCGAGGGCGUAAAUUAAUAAGGACCGAUAUCCCAUAUCUAGUCCGAUGACCGCGAAAAUCGCGUCGUCCCUUUGCGAACAAAGAACGAACAUAUUUUGAAAUCGAUGCUUCGUGGACUUGCGCAACAAACGAACCUUCGAGUCGAAUGAAAAUGAAAAAAUGAUCGUGCUAGCUUUGGUACAUAUGAAUCCUCAAUUUUUAGUUUUAGUUGCUGUGGGUACUUAGAAUUUUAGUAUUCUUUUGUUGGCGAAAUUCACUUCGACUCGAAGUCACAGCUAUUUUUCUGAUUAUCUCGAUUCAAAGUAGCAGAUUAACACAUUGACUACCCCUUGAAUUGUCCAAGAAACGAAACUUGAUAAUUGAAAAUUAACAGUUCAGUUGCUAUUGUUACUAAAAUCAAUCUACCAAAUACCUAUCUGUUCCUGAUAACUGUGACAAGUAUUGUAACGGGUGAAAAACUCGUGGUU
Colletes gigas is the source of this 2918-nucleotide messenger RNA. It is a transcript of the gene stet, whose product is annotated as protein rhomboid-like. The record is from RefSeq and is a predicted model, not a curated record. NCBI's taxonomy places the organism in Eukaryota, Metazoa, Arthropoda, Insecta, Hymenoptera, Colletidae. Bases 74 to 1138 code for a protein of 354 amino acids. Gene Ontology annotation, molecular function: serine-type endopeptidase activity. Gene Ontology annotation, cellular component: membrane. The transcript is spliced from 9 exons.